UCGUGAUGCAUAAUUGGUAAUUCUUUUGCAUCUCCCUAGUUUGUUGUACCUACACUCGAAUUAUCGCAAGGUGCCCUGCCGUACUUCAUAACAAGGCUAUAAUGUAAUUCGUCUGAGGAGAGCGUCUCCUGGCCAGAUGUGUAACCGUCUGCUUUUAUUGUGCGAUUAGUGCCAACGAGGUGUUACCUUUUGUUAUAUCCUUUGAAGUAAUGAGCAUCAAACAAACUACAAAGCAGUGACAUGUACCUACCAUAAUUAGUGCCAUGCAGACAGUGUCUGGAUAUGUGUCUGGGAUUUUGAAAUAAAAAGCCGAGAGCUGGAAGUUGGGAGGACAGUUGGAGCGAGAACAGAGAGAGAGAGGGUCCCGACCAACAGCUCCCGUGCGUGUCAAAGGCAUGCCCUGUGUCUCGCGUGUGUUUCUUAGUCCUGUAGUUUAAUAGUCCCUUGUGCAGCAUUCUAAAGAACCUGGGGCCCACAACAUCGGCCCCACCACUUCUUACAUAUGGCGACGAGGACGGGAUGCUGUUCAACCACCAUCUAGAGGGACGCUGCAGGACGAGGACACGCCAAGACCAGGGGUCAUGCCAGGAGAGAGGAGAGGGGAGACGCGCACGGAAGGGCAAGACGAUCUGGAGCAGCGCCCGGCAGAGCAUGGCAAGCGGAUCACGAGACUUGAGGAGGCCACAGGACCGUUGCUGGAGGAGCUGGGACCUCGACUCGGCACGGACGGGAGAGCGGCAUGGACCAGAGCGGGGCGAGGGACGAGAGAGCCAGGAGAGUCGACAGCAUGGAGCCGCGGCUGGAUAUGCACGUGCGAAAGGGCGGACGGCAGGACAAGAAGACCCGGGUGGAACUGUCGAACGUCACAACGGGCACAAGAGUGUUGGCGAGUUCAUGUUCAUGCCAUGCGUUAACCAUGCCUAACAAGACGGGGCGCGAUCCCGCCAUACCCUACACAGGGACUCCUACAGCAGCGAGAGACGCCGCCGGAGAUCUUCCCCAGGAAGCCGGUGGGUCCAGCCGCAUCACCGGGAGGAGCGGGAGAGGACGUCGGUGAUCGUGCAGCGACGGGGCGGAGGGGGAGCCGCAUGACACGGAACAGCAGCGGAGCGGCUGACGUGGGAGAACAACAGCCAGACUGGGAGCUGAACUGACGAUUCACUGAUUUGAACUGAUUUCAAUUUGUCGCCUGUCUACUGAACUGUUCCUAGUUGCACUUGUAUGUUCACCGUAUGUUGUCAGCACGUCCAAACUCUGAUUGCAGUAGCCUGUAACUGUUUAGCGGUUGUUAUAUAUGUGUAGGUGUUGUUUCUACAUAUAUUGUAUUUUUUUAUGUUUCGCCGGGACGGCUCAAGGUUAAGCUAUGGGGGAGUGUAGGGAUGGGGGAAAACAGAUAUUAUGUACUUUGUAGAAUCGUGAUGCAUAAUUUGUAAUUCUUUUGCAUCUCCCUAGUUUGUUGUACCUACACUCGAAUUAUCGCAAGGUGCCCUGCCGUACUUCAUAACAAGGCUAUAAUGUAAUUCGUCUGAGGAGAGCGUCUCCUGGCCAGAUGUGUAACCGUCUGCUUUUAUUGUGCGAUUAGUGCCAACGAGGUGUUACCUUUUGUUAUAUCCUUUGAAGUAAUGAGCAUCAAACAAACUACAAAGCAGUGACAUGUACCUACCAUAAUUAGUGCCAUGCAGACAGUGUCUGGAUAUGUGUCUGGGAUUUUGAAAUAAAAAGCCGAGAGCUGGAAGUUGGGAGGACAGUUGGAGCGAGAACAGAGAGAGAGGGUCCCGACCAACAGCUCCCGUGCGUGUCAAUGGCAA
Messenger RNA from Branchiostoma floridae (Florida lancelet), 1808 nucleotides. RefSeq lists its product as uncharacterized. The transcript is spliced from 2 exons. Lineage: Eukaryota; Metazoa; Chordata; Leptocardii; Amphioxiformes; Branchiostomatidae. The coding region runs from base 740 to 1057 and encodes 105 amino acids. The record is from RefSeq and is a predicted model, not a curated record.